CAGUCGCCAUUACUGCCUGGGAUGAGAGGGGAGGGAGCAGGGCUCGGAUUACACGCAUACCACUUAUAACACAAAAUAUAUGAAAACAAUACAUUCUGGAAUAGAAAAAGGGUAUGCUGCGUGUUGUAUACGACUUGCGGGGCUCGAGGAACUGAUCAAUCGAAUUAUGUGGAUUGAAAAAAACACUUGGAAUGCUAUAUUUUUUCGUGCUUUCGGGAGCUGGGAGCGACCAUGUUAGCUAGGGGAAUGUAUUUGGAAUGGGCUGCAUCGACUUUCUUCAUUACUAAACCAGACUCUGCAUAGAAUUCUCCGGGACUAUCAAAUUGAGGAAGGUGAGAAACUAGAGGGAGAGAAGCAUAAGGACCUAGAACAGUGGAGUCUACAACUACAAAAGGAAAAGCCAUGAACAUGUCCCCUCACCACUACUAAGUCAUGAAACUGGAUGGAUAGCUGGAUACCCUUUCCUCUGUGUGACCAGGCGAUGAGCGGGGGUCUAUAAUGGCCAAGAACAAGGAGGCGCGCCCCCCAACAUUUGCUGUCAGCGUGGUGGGCCUCUCAGGGACUGAGAAGGAAAAGGGCAACUGUGGCGUGGGCAAGUCCUGCCUUUGCAACAGAUAUGUGCGCCCCAAUGCAGACAGCUACUAUAGCGAGCACACUUCUGUGUUGAGCACAAUUGACUUUGGGGGUCGAGUGGUAAACAAUGAUCACUUCCUGUACUGGGGGGAGGUGCACCACCGAAGUGAUGACGGUCUUGAGUGUAAGAUUCAGAUCGUUGAACAGACUGAAUUUAUUGACGAUCAGACUUUCUUACCACAUCGCAGCACAAACCUGCAACCCUACACAAAGCGGGCUGCAACCUCUAAGCUGCAGUCAGCGGAGAAGCUAAUGUACAUUUGCACGGACCAGCUCGGCCUGGAACAGGAUUUUGAUCAGAAGCAGAUGCCCGAUGGAAAGCUGAACGUUGAUGGAUUUGUGCUGUGCGUGGACGUGAGCAAAGGCUGCAAUAGGAAAUUUGACGACCAGAUGAAAUUUGUCAACAGCCUCUACACUCAAAUGGCCAAGUCGAAAAAGCCGGUCGUCUUUGCGGCGACAAAGUGUGACGAGUGCGUGGAGCAGUACCUGAGGGACUUGCAGGCGUUCGCCGCCAGCAAAAAGAGCCUGUUGGUCAUCGAAACCGCCGCUAAAUCAAGCAUCAACGUGGAGCUGUGUUUCAACGCCUUGAUCCAGCAGAUGGACAAGACGAGAGGGAAGCCCAAAACCAUCCCUUACCUAGAGGCCUACAAAGUACAUCGUCAGCUGGUCGCCUCGAUGUCAGACAGGUUCGAGAAGCUCAUUGUGCAGACAGUUAGAGAUUACCACACGAGUUGGAAGAUGGUGAUGAACACCUUGAAGAGCCACCCAGACUAUGAGGAAUACAUCACCCUGGAGGGAACCAGGAAGGCCAGAAACACCUUCAACAAGCACAUCCAACAGCUGAAGCAGGAGCACAUCAAGAAAAGAAAAGAAGACUACCUAACCAGCCUGCCCAAAAUCCUCAACAAUCUUCUCAACAAUCUAGAAGAGAUCGACAACCUGACCUGGAUGGAAGCCCAGAACUUGAUAAGGAGUCGGGCCGAGUUCCAGUUCUGGUUCGUGGUUCUAGACCAAACACCCUGGUAUGAGACGGAACACAUCGACAAAACCGAUAGGAGAGUGCCCUUUGACAUUCUGGACACAGCGGACGGAGAGAGAAUCUAUAACAACCACGUAGCGCACCUGUUCUCAGAGAAGAGGAGAGUGGAGAUGAAGGACCGCUUUAAGAAGACCCUGGACAGGGUCCACUUCAUCAGCCCUGGCCAGCCAUGGGAGGAGGUCAUGUGUUUUGUGAUGGAAGACGAGGCCUACAAGUAUAUCACAGAGGCCGAUCGGCGGGAUGUUUACGGACGCCACCAGCAGGAAAUAGUUGAAAGGGCCAGAGAGGAAUUUCAGGAAAUGCUUUUUGAGCAUGCAGAGCUGUUCUAUGACCUGGAUUUAAAUGCCACCCCAAGCUGUGACAAGAUGAGUGAGAUCCAUGCAGUGCUCAAUGAGGAGCCCCGGUACAGAGCUCUACAGAAGCUAGCCCCAGACAGGGAGUCCCUACUACUCAAGCACAUUGGGUUUGUUUACCACCCGACAAAGGAGACAUGUCUCAGUGGCCAAAGCUGCGUGGACUUGAAAGUAGAACAGGUCCUUGCUAACAGGCUGGUGCAGCUCGACCAUGGUCGUUCUAAUCUCUACUAUAACAGUGCCAACAUUGAUAAAGUCAAUUUGUGUCUCCUGGGAAGGGAGGGACUCGCACAAGAGCUGGCCAAUGAAAUCAGAGCUCAGUCCACAGACGACGAGUACACCCUGGAUGGUAAGAUAUACGAGUUGGAGCUUCUGCCGGUCGACGUCAACUCAACACUGCUUUUCAGCCACACGUGGGUAUCCACCUUCAAACCCCACGGUAUCCUCUGCGUUUUCAGCUCCAUAGAAUCACUCAACUGCAUAGGUGACUGCAUAGGCCGGAUUAGGGCGGAGAUUGCACAGAACAGGAGGGAGAGGUUCAGCCAGCCGUUGCCAUUCAUUCUGAUACUAGCCAAUCAGAGAGACAAUGUUUGUAAAAACACUCCAAUCCUGAGGCACCAGGGCCAGCAGCUGGCCAAUAAGCUGCAGUGCACCUUUGUAGAUAUACCUUCAGGGGCCUUCCCCAGGAAGUUCAACGAGUUUCAAAUCAAACAGGCUCUGCGAGGGGUGUUGGAGGGCCUGAAGCACAACUUUGACGUGAUGAGCCCCCUGCCCUCCAUCAAGGACAUGUCGGAGACCGACCUGAGGAUUGUCAUGUGUGCCAUGUGCAUGGACCCGUUCAGUGUGGACCUCAUCCUCUCUCCGUUCCUGGACUCCCACUCUUGCAGUGCAGGCCAGCCCGGCCAGAGCAACACCCUAAUCCUGGACAAGAUCAUCGGGGACAGUCGUCGGAGGAUACAAGUGACCGUGAUCUCCUACCACUCCUCCAUAGGCAUCAGAAAAGACGAGCUAGUCCAUGGCUACAUCCUGGUCUACUCAGCCAAGCGUAAGGCUUCGAUGGCGAUGCUGAGGGCUUUCUUGGCCGAGGUACAGGAUGUCAUCCCGGUCCAGAUGGUGGCCAUCACAGACAGCCAGGCGGACUUCUUCGAGAACGAUUCCAUCAAGGAGCUGAUGACUGAAGGUGAGCACAUUGCCACAGAGAUCGCAGCCAAGUUCACGGCGCUCUACUCGCUGUCACAGUACCACCGGCAGACGGAGGUCUUCACGCCGUUCUUCAACGAGGUCCUCGAGAAGAAGUGCGGAAUCGAAAGCUCGUUCAUGCUGGACAGCUCCAGAGACUGCACAGGAGCAAGUGAGGACUUUGUCUUCCCCCAGUCUCCUCACAACCACUCUCCAGCAUACAGCUACUACCCCGACUCAGAGGACGACACAGAGGCCCCACCGCCUUACAGCCCCAUUGGGGAUGAUGUCCAGCUCCUGCCCACCCCUAGCGAGAGGGCCCGGUACCGGAUAGACCUGGAAGGAAACGAGUACCCAGUCCACAGCACCCCCAUAGGAGACCAGGAGCGCAACCACAAAGUGCCUCCCCCUGUCAGGCCCAAGCCGGUCCUUCCCAAGCCCAACGUGAAGAAGCUGGACCCCAAUUUGCUGAAGACCAUCGAGGCGGGGAUGAAGAGCAACCGGCGGACGCGCGGCCCCACGGCCCACGGAGAGGACGUGGAGGCCUCUGACAACUACGCCGACCCAGUGGACACGCUCCUCAAACCCAAGGGCUUCGCUAACGACGACAUCUACGCGGUCCCGGAGGACACCCAGAGCCGCAUAGUCAAGAUGAGAAACUCCUUCGGAGGCCUCCACGUGCUGCACGGCGACGAGGAGAACGGCUUCGACAGGAAGUCCCAGGCCGCCAGGCGGCCCUCCAAAUACAAGCACCGUUCCAAGAUCCUGUUUAGCAAGACCAAGGCGUACCAACGCAGGGUUCACUCUGACCUUAGCGAUGAGGAGUCAGGCCCAGCCACACAGAAGAAGAAAAAGGGAAGAGCCCACCGAGGCAGUGAAGAAGACCCCCUGCUGUCCCCCGCUGACCCCUGGAAGGGAGGGAUCGACAAUCCCGCCAUCACCUCCGACCCAGAACAGGAUGACAAGAGGAUGAAGAAAAAGAAGACACCAAAGACUAAAGAACCUAAAAAGCCAAAAUCCUCCAAACCUCCUAAACCCUUGUACCCCCCGACAAGGAGGAACUGGGAGAGUAACUACUUUGGGGUUCCUCUUCAGAGCCUGGUCACACACGAGCGACCCAUCCCUCUCUUCAUAGAGAAGUGUGUCGACUACAUCGAACGUACCGGUUUGACCACGGAGGGCCUGUAUCGGGUCAGCGGCAACAAGACUGACCAGGACAACAUCCAGAAACAGUUUGAUUCAGACCACAGUGUGGACUUGAUAGUGAUGGACGUAGCAGUGAACGCCGUCGCUGGAGCGCUCAAGGCCUUCUUCGCUGACCUCCCCGACCCUCUCAUCCCCUACAACCUGCACCCCGAGCUGGUGGAGGCAGCCAAAAUCGUGGACCACAUCGAGAGGCUACAAGUUCUCAAAGAGAUCGUCAACAAGUUCCCCCCUGUCAACUACCUGGUCUUCAAAUACAUCAUCACCCACCUGAACAGGGUAAGUCAGCAGAGUAAGACCACCCUGAUGACAGCAGACAACUUGUCCAUCUGUUUCUGGCCCACGCUGAUGCGUCCAGACUUUGAGAACAAGGACACGCUGUCCACCACCAAGCUGAACCAGGCUGUCAUCGAGUCCUUCAUCCACCAGAGCCACUACUUCUUCUACGGGGGCGACAUUGCUGAGAGCUCCAGCAACGAGGGGACCCCCCCGCCACACUGCCGCAGCAUGGUGGAGGCCCUGCUGCCCCUGCAGCUCCCCCCACCUCUCCAGCCCCAGCAGAUCCAGCACACCCUGCAGCCUGAUCCUCUCAUAUAGACUCUCCAGCCCCUAACCCUGGGCUCCAGAACCCAGCAGCAAGCUCCAGCCUCUUAGACCCAGGCCUACGACCAGCCUCUCCAGCCCCUGUACACCCAGUGCAUCCUGCAGCCAGAACCCAACAUGUAGACCCCCUGACUAGCACUACCCGCUGGACCAACAUCUUAGAACCCUCCACCCCCAGAAUAUCCAUCCCUCCCUGCAGCUGGACUACAUCAGAAACAACCCACCUCCACCUCACUCUCCUACCAUGCUCCAGUCCCCCUGCCGUCAAGCUUCCUUUCGACCUCUUGAUUUCCAGCCUCUGUGGCCUGUCUUCCCCAGUGCUAAGGUCCUCCAGAGCUGGUUCUAGGGUCUGGGCCUGGGGAAGGAGGUCCCGGGGGUGGUGGAGGAUGAGAGGAAUCCCACUACAAUGAGAUGCAACGUUUCUCCUAUGAUCUGCUCCUUUCAUUGGAUGACUGACCUGACCUGGGACAGGGAUUGACCCCUGAACCCAGGAAGGAUAAAUAAACUGUGACUUUCAAGCCCUGACCUGUUUCAAACCACAGAGCGGGAGGGGACUGGUCAGUACCUUACGGUCGCCGCCCCGAGCCUGGGGGGUCCGAACGGGCCAGGAUUAUUUGCUAACACGACACCUUGCAAAGAUAUAAGGAAAGAUAUAUUUAUACUAGCUGUUUCUUUUUGUUUGUUUGCUUUUAAGACGUUAAGAUGACAAUGCACGACCUGUUUUAAAGGCUACGCCCUCUGCUCUUGUCUGCCUGGUUGUGGUUUUUUAUGAUUUGCCGAUGAAUGAAUGAAAGGAUGGAUGAAUGGAUGGAUUCCUUUCUUUUUUACGUGUCUGAAUUUAACUGAGGGCGGGGGUGUGAAGGGACUGAUGACUCUGUGGUCUUAUCCUCCCCCUAAGCCCCCAUCAACGCCCUCAUCUGCUUGCACCGCUGGGGAGGAAAGGAGAGGAACUUCAGUGAAAGACUGGGUCAGCCCAGACUGUGACUGGUCUGCCCUGCCCAGACUCCCAACUACACUAGACUAGACCCAAGUUAAGACCAGACCAGGACUAGACCCAAGUUAAGACCAUACCAGGACUAAACCCAAGUUAAGACCAGACCAGACCAGACCAGACUAGGACCAGACCACAGACAGAGUGGGUCUAGCCCCUUGUUUCCUUCCUCUCUCCUGUUGGAGCCACGUAACUCCGAGGGAGGAUCCCACUCCGGAACCGAAAUGGCACAUCUCUGCGGAAAUGCACGCGCUGCAAAGCCUCCUGGGAGUCUGAGUUCUGUUCGUUUUGAUCUUCUGUUCCUUGUUUGAAAGAUGUUUGGGACAAACAAGAGAUGUUUUCUUGUAGUUCUUCUGUUGGUUUGUUGAACUAAAUGUGCAUGUCUUUUUGCCACUUAAAAAAAUGACAAUUAUGUACUGUUUAAAGAGAGAGAAAAAAAAGACUUUGAACUUAUGAUUAACCACUUUCAUUCAGAUCAUAUUUUUAUCUAACUUUGGUUAAGGGAACAUUGAAA
Molecule: messenger RNA, 6515 nt
Organism: Osmerus eperlanus (European smelt)
Lineage: Eukaryota; Metazoa; Chordata; Actinopteri; Osmeriformes; Osmeridae
Gene: arhgap5
Product: Rho GTPase activating protein 5
Exons: 8
Coding region: 499-5004 (1501 amino acids)
Biological process (GO): Rho protein signal transduction; regulation of cell size
Cellular component (GO): cytosol
Molecular function (GO): GTPase activator activity
Source: RefSeq, a predicted model, not a curated record